AUGUUCUUUUGCUUCACUUUCGGUUUUGAACAAUUCAAGCGCAAGUCAAGGAAUCAAGUCUAUACUUGUCCUCAUUGCUCUGCACAGGAUGUCUACUUGGUCAAGGCCAACGAUUGCUUUACAUUCUGCUUUAUUCCUCUAAUUCCCUGCAGUGGAACAAAACAGCUCUAUGAAUGCUACACAUGCGGCUGGGUCAAUGUCAACCAACCUCCAUUCUAA
Phycomyces blakesleeanus NRRL 1555(-) is the source of this 219-nucleotide messenger RNA. RefSeq lists its product as hypothetical. The coding region runs from base 1 to 219 and encodes 72 amino acids. The transcript is spliced from 2 exons. The record is from RefSeq and is a predicted model, not a curated record. NCBI's taxonomy places the organism in Eukaryota, Fungi, Mucoromycota, Mucoromycetes, Mucorales, Phycomycetaceae.